CUCGGUAUACGACAAAAGAAGAGAAGAGAGAAAAAAAAACUAAUUCUGGUACAGAAGCAUAGCUAUACGCAUCCAAAGACAUACAUUAUCAAAUCUGUCAACUAAUGGAGUGAUUCGUGUGAAAAAGGACACCACAUUAAAAAAAAAUUGAUUCGUGCUUGUUUCCAGAUUAGUGGCAUCAUCGGGCGGAAAGACUACACCAAAGUGGGGAAAAGAUUGAAAUAAAUUUGCGUUACAGCCGUGGGAACGUUACGAACAUGGAACGAAUUAAUGAAGCUAGCAACGAUGGUCCGGGUGGCAAUGGUAUCGCCAAUCCGGACGCUGCACAACGUGCCCGAAACAACGCCAAUCCAAAUUGUGAAAUCAUCCGUGGUCAAGCUUUUGAAGUUGGUCCGAGAUAUGCGCAACUAGCUUACAUUGGCGAAGGUGCUUACGGGAUGGUUGUAUCGGCAUAUGAUGAAGUGACACAGACAAAAGUUGCCAUUAAGAAGAUUUCACCAUUUGAGCAUCAGACUUAUUGUCAGCGAACCUUACGGGAAAUCAAGAUUUUAACUCGUUUUAGACAUGAAAAUAUUAUAGAUAUUAGAGAUAUUUUACGGGUGGAUAGCAUAGAUCAAAUGAAGGACGUUUACAUCGUACAAGCACUCAUGGAAACAGAUUUAUAUAAACUAUUGAAAACACAACGUCUCAGCAAUGACCAUAUAUGUUACUUCUUGUACCAAAUUUUACGUGGAUUGAAAUACAUACAUUCGGCCAAUGUGUUACAUCGUGAUCUGAAGCCGAGCAACUUGCUGCUAAACACAACUUGUGAUUUGAAGAUUUGUGAUUUUGGUUUGGCUCGAGUAGCAGAUCCUGAUCACGAUCAUACUGGAUUUCUGACCGAGUACGUGGCCACAAGAUGGUAUCGUGCACCGGAAAUUAUGUUGAAUUCAAAGGGUUACACAAAAUCAAUUGAUAUUUGGUCCGUUGGCUGCAUUUUAGCGGAAAUGCUUAGCAAUCGACCAAUUUUCCCCGGGAAGCAUUACUUGGACCAAUUGAACCAUAUUUUAGGUGUAUUGGGCUCUCCAUCACAGGACGACUUGGAAUGUAUUAUAAAUGAAAAAGCACGAAGCUACCUCCAGUCAUUGCCAUUUAAACCAAAAGUACCAUGGACAAGGUUGUUCCCGAAUGCAGAUAAAAAUGCACUCGAUUUACUUGACCGCAUGCUAACAUUUAAUCCACACAAUCGCAUUACGGUUGAAGAUGCUUUGGCACAUCCGUAUUUGGAACAGUACUACGAUCCAGGGGAUGAGCCUGUUGCCGACAGCCCAUUCCGACUGGAUAUGGAACUGGAUGAUUUGCCACGCGAUGAACUCAAACGAUUGAUUUUCGAGGAAACAAUGCGCUUCGUCCAUUCACACGAGCCAGAUCAUGCUCCAGCCAUGUAAAUGCUAAAUUUUACUAAAUGCAUCAUAUAUAUAUAUUCGAACUAUACAAUACCAUUCUUCUAACCGCAUAAACAAACCACUUGUUAAAUUGUCGUAUAAUUUUUUUUUUCUUCUUCUUAGCAACGAUCAAUUGAUUCACUCAAUUCAAUCCGCAAAAAUAAUAUGAUGUGUGAAGUAUUCAAAGAAAUUGACAUGAACCUUACUGAUAAAUUCAUUCUCUUCUCGUUUGUUUCUUUCAAAAAUGUAAUUCUUUUGAUUUCAAUGUUAGUGAUGAGAAAAUCCAUUGAGAAAUGAAAAGAACACUAUAUAUAUAAAUUUGGAAAACGAGGAAGUUUUUGACUACAUUUUUAAAACUUAUUGUCUCAAAUUGUUAAAACACACACAUUUUUUUCUUCGAUGAUCAGCAAAUCGACACUAGUAAGCAACAAAGUGUAUCAUUAUCAAAAUUUUGUCCUUGAAAUUGUUUAAAUUUAUUAUAAUAAUAGCGUAAGUUGACUAAAAAAAAGUUAUUAAGAAAAAAGAAAAGAAAAAAAAACUAAGCACGCCUGUGUGCCCGUGACGUUUUUUGCCCAAAUUAAAUUCUUCAAACAAAUGUACUUAUUUCCA
Sitodiplosis mosellana (orange wheat blossom midge) is the source of this 2033-nucleotide messenger RNA. RefSeq names its product mitogen-activated protein kinase 1 (gene rl). The record is from RefSeq and is a predicted model, not a curated record. Lineage: Eukaryota; Metazoa; Arthropoda; Insecta; Diptera; Cecidomyiidae. Gene Ontology annotation, molecular function: MAP kinase activity; ATP binding. Gene Ontology annotation, cellular component: cytoplasm; nucleus. The transcript is spliced from 8 exons. Gene Ontology annotation, biological process: intracellular signal transduction; protein phosphorylation. Bases 258 to 1427 code for a protein of 389 amino acids.